Podospora anserina S mat+ is the source of this 930-nucleotide messenger RNA. RefSeq lists its product as uncharacterized. The record is from RefSeq and is a predicted model, not a curated record. The transcript has a single exon. NCBI's taxonomy places the organism in Eukaryota, Fungi, Ascomycota, Sordariomycetes, Sordariales, Podosporaceae. The coding region runs from base 1 to 930 and encodes 309 amino acids.
AUGUCCCUCCAACAAACCCUCAAAGACCUCCUCGAGGCCUCCCUCACCCCCUCCCCAACCGUCAUCCUCUUCGGCCUCGCCUUUUGCCUCCUCGCCCCCAUCCUCCUCCACUUCCUCUACUCAACCGCAACCCCCUACACCACCCUCCCCUCCGUCCUCCUCCUCGGCCCCCCAGGAGCAGGCAAAACAGCCCUAACCACCCUCUUCGAGCGCGGCCCCCUCGACCUCCCCCUCGCAAAAACCCACACCUCCCAAGUCCCCUCCUCCAUUGAACUCUCCAUCAACUCCGACGACCCCUCCAGCGCAUCCUACAAAACCAACCUCGACGAAGCAGGCGCAACAGCCAAAAAAUUCCUCCUGGUCGACACCCCCGGCCACCCCAAACUCCGCGCCUCCUCCCUCGCCCAUUUGAACUCUGCCGAACCAACAAUCAAGUCCUCCCUCGUCAGCGACGGCGGCGCAAAGUCCAAGAUCAAGGCCGUCGUCUUCAUGGUGGACGCCGCUGCGCUCGCAGAUGGUGACGCUCUCCCGUCAACGGCGGAAUACCUCUACGACGUGCUCCUCACUCUACAGAAGCGCUUCCACAGCCGGAAUGGUAGUCGCGCGCCCGCGUCCAUGCCUGUCUUGGUGGCGGCGAACAAGCUUGACUUGUUCACCGCUCUGCCCGCGGCGCUGGUAAAGUCUAACUUGGAGGCGGAGCUGGGGAGGAUCCGGGCGGCGAGGAGCAAGGGGUUGUUGGAUUCGGGUGUAGGGCAGGAUGAUCUUGCUGCUGGGGAGGAAGGGGACUGGCUUGGGGGGGACGGGAGCGAAAAGUUCUCGUUUGCGCAGAUGAUGGAGUUUGACGUGGAUGUGGAUGUUAUUGGGGGGAGUGUCACUGGAGAUGGGCCGGGGGCCGAGAAGUGGUGGAAGUGGAUUGGGGAGAGGGUAUAA